This is a messenger RNA of Microthlaspi erraticum, 1470 nucleotides long. Lineage: Eukaryota; Viridiplantae; Streptophyta; Magnoliopsida; Brassicales; Brassicaceae. The record is from the annotation of a GenBank genome assembly.
AUGGAUCCGACGACGCCGUUGCUUAACUCCCACGGUGGCGAAACAGAAGAGGAUUAUGAGCCGGCGAGGAAAUGGAGCGACGUGAAGCGAGUGUUGGCUACGGAGUCAGCCAAGAUGUGGACGAUCGCUGUUCCGAUUGGUUUCAGCAUCAUCUGUCAGUAUGGCGUCACCUCCGUCACCAACAUCUUCGUCGGCCAUAUCGGCGAGAUCGAGCUCUCCGCCGUCUCCAUCUCUCUCUCCGUCAUCGGCACUUUCUCCUUCGGCUUCCUGCUUGGAAUGGGAAGUGCACUUGAAACACUCUGUGGCCAAGCGUUUGGAGCUGGUCAAGUCAACAUGUUAGGCAUCUACAUGCAGAGAUCUUGGAUCAUCUUGUUCGUUUCUUGCAUCGUACUCCUCCCUAUUUACAUCUUCGCCACUCCCGUUCUAAGACUCCUCGGUCAAGCCGAGGAGAUCUCUGUAGCAGCCGGAGACUUCACCAUCCUAACAAUCCCUCAGCUCUUCUCAAUGGCAUUCACUUUCCCAACCUCCAAGUUCCUUCAAGCGCAGAGCAAAGUCACCGCCAUCGCUUGGAUUGGGUUUAUAGCUCUUCUCUUACACACCGGUAUGCUUUGGCUGUUCCUGAUGGUGUUUGGUUGGGGAACAAACGGUGCUGCGUUGGCGUUUAACAUCACCAACUGGUUAACGGCGAUCUCUCAGAUCGUUUACGUGGUUGGUUGGUGCAACGAAGGGUGGACUGGUUUGUCUUGGUUGGCUUUUAAAGAGAUUUGGGCUUUUGUUAGACUCUCCAUUGCUUCUGCUGUUAUGCUCUGUCUUGAGCUUUGGUAUAUGAUGAGUAUCAUUGUCCUUACUGGUCAUCUUGACAACGCUGUUAUUGCUGUUGAUUCCCUCUCUAUAUGCAUGAAUAUCAACGGCUUGGAGGCUAUGUUGUUCAUCGGAAUAAACGCAGCUAUAAGUGUCCGUGUCUCCAAUGAGCUUGGGUUAGGACGUCCAAGAGCAGCUAAAUACUCAGUCUAUGUCACGGUGUUGGAGUCUCUCCUCAUUGGUCUUGUCUUUAUGGUGGCUAUUAUUAUAGCUAGAGACGAUUUUGCAGUCAUCUUCACAAGUAGUAAAGGGCUUCAACGUGCGGUGGCUAAGCUGGCUUAUCUUCUUGGUAUAACCAUGGUUCUCAACAGCGUGCAGCCGGUUAUUUCCGGUGUGGCUAUUGGAGGUGGUUGGCAAGGGUUAGUGGCUUAUAUCAACUUGGGUAGUUACUACAUUUUUGGGCUUCCCUUUGGCUAUUUUCUUGGUUACAAAUUAAACUUGGGAGUGAUGGGGCUUUGGUCUGGAAUGAUAGCAGGGACAGCGCUUCAAACGGUGUUACUAAUGUUUGUCCUGUACAAGACAAACUGGAAUAAAGAGGUGGAGGAGACGAUGGAACGUAUGAAGAAAUGGGGAGGAAGCGCUAGCACAGAGAAAGAAGUGAUUGCGUGA